GUUGUGGUGUCGCUGAGGGGGGAAUGUUGUGAAUGACUGAGGCAGCAGAGCAACUGAGUGAGACUAACAAGUGGUUGCCAUGCAGCAAGGAGCAAGCGUGCGUGCUUCUGGAGGGGGAGAUAGAGAAACAGAAUGAUAAUGAGUAGGAGGCAGCAAGUAAGGGAGCAUGAGGAGAAGGGAUGCAUCUGAGAGAAGAGACACAUAUCAUAGCCUGAUCAAGCCUCUCCCUCGCUUCCCCCUUUCUGUCUCUUUAUGUCGAGCUUUUUGUUUGGACGAGAGGUUAGCCCAACACAUCCGCUAUGCCGGCAAUUGAUGUAUUAAUGGAUAUAUGUCUGGGGAGGAGUUGCUCGCAGGAGGCAGCAGCAACAGGUCUGUAAGGAUGGAACGAUAAUGACGGUAACAUGCAGGCUUCUAAACGCCUGACCCUAUCGGAGGAGAGAUGAGGCACCUCGAUGAUGGUUUACCAUGUUUAGCGUCCACUACAACCACUCCCUUGCUGCCAUGAGCGGAAACGACAUGAUGGCGCACUCGCUGACUCUGGAGCAGAAGACAGCAUUCGCCUUCGUGGGGAUGCUACUGGUGUUCCUGGGGCUGCUGAUAGUGAGGUGUUUCAGGAUCCUGCUGGACCCCUACAGCAGUAUGCCCUCCUCCAACUGGGCCGAUGGCAUCGAGGGGCUGGAGAAAGGGACGUUCGAGUAUGCCCUUACUUAACACUGGGACACACACAUCCACAGAUGUCCUCGCGAUCAGAAAAUGCCUAUAGAUACACAUACAUAUGGAUACACACAGACACAAAUAAUGCUCGCUUGAAUACAUGCAAACACACAUAAACCACAGCCCCACUCAACCAUUGCUCCUGACACUGACGCACCAUCAAGGCAACUCUCUGUGACAGACUCAACUAAGAGACUGAAGCUGUGUAUGUUGUUCAAUGUGCGUGCGUUGUUAGUUCAGAGCCAGUGUAGAGUCUCUCUACUGUAUGUGACUUACAUGUCUGUUGUGUGUCUGACCAAGUGUGAGCAAGAUGCUGUGUCAUAUUCUCUGCCCCUCUGUCAGGGCGUCGUGCAUUUCCGAUCAUCGAUUGACAAGUGGCGAUUGGAAAUGGCUGGAGGCCCCUUUAACCCAUGCCUACAAGAUGAAUGUCUGUGUGAGGUGGAUGCUUGUGGGAAAGGAUGGAGAAUUUGGGUGCAGUGGGAAUAUUUAGAUACUGUUUGAAGACUCAGGGACAAGAUUCCUCAUGCGAACUCAGCAUGUGAAACAGAGUGGUUCCACCUCUGCACAAGAAUGUAUACUGUACGGUUGGAUACAGGGUAUUAUGUUAAACUAUUGCUUUGUGGACAAAUCAAAUCCAAGCUGUUGGUGAUCCAAAGGGAUGCUGCUGCCGCUGCAGUGUGUGUGUGUGUGUGUGUGUGUGUGUGCAGAUUGGUUCUUUUCUGUGGUGUCUUUUUUUUUUUUAAUCAUGCAGUGAAAGGCAACUGAACAAACUGUGAUUUUCAUUAUGGUGUCACCAUUUCUAAAUGAUGCAAAAAUAGCUCUUGAAGGGUUUGUAUUGCUGCUGGUUUUGAAUGAUGACACGGUGUAUGUUGCCAAAAGUACAUGUCUGAGUGAAAGAAAACCCCCCCCAACUGUUUACGCUUGACAGUAUGUCUGCAAAGACAUAUGAUAAUGUUGAUUCACGGACUGUCAACAUUUCCAUCCGUAUAAAGUUUGGCUGAUGCAGCCGAGCCAAAGAACAUUCUCGGGAAAUGGGGAUUAGAAACUUGGAGGAACUUUCUCUCUCUUUCAGCGCUUUUAGUUUUGUAAUGACGAGGAGAAAUGUUCACUACCUGUCCGCAGAGGAAAAGGUCACAUGGUAAAUAGGGGUGGGAUGUCUGUCAGCGCUGCACGGGAAAACCUUCUUCCGCCUGUUCUCAGCCAUCCUCACCCAUUCACACACGCUCCCCUACCCUCCAGACCGAGGAAGACCGGACUGAACAGAGAUUCUGUAAUACAGCAGGCUGGUCCAAGUCUUGAGUGUUCCUUUGCUAAUUUCUACAGUCUAUGGUUUCUCCUUAGUGCUGUGAAUCUGCCUUACUGUGACCUUGAAUGGGUUUAUGUGCCUUCAUCUAGAAACAUUAGAGCACCUGUGUGUGUGUGUGUGUGUGUGUGUGUGUGUGUGUGUGUGUGUGUGUGUGUGUGUGAGUGUGAGUGUGUGUGUGUGUGUGUGUGUGUGUGAGUGUGAGUGUGAGUGUGAGUGUGUGUGUGUGUGUGUGUGUGUGUGUGAGAGUGUGAGUGAGUGAGUGAGUGCGUGCGUGCGUGCUUGCAGGCAUGUGCGUGUGUGUUUGGCAUAUCAUGAUGACCGACAGUGCAUCUUGUGACCCGUUGCUUGCUCAGCUGGUGGUAGAGAUUUCUCGUUGAUAUAGAUUUGAUUCAAUGAUGUGAAAUAAAUGGAAUUUCUUCACUUUAAAAUGCUGUUGGUUAAACCAUUGCUUUUUCGGGGUCUCUCAGUGCAAUCUGCGGAGCAUGUAAAGAAUAAGAGAUCAGUUUUACAAAUUAGAAUGAGACUUUGGGUGACAGAGAGGAGCACUGGAGCAGGAGAAAAAGAGGUGAUCAGAAUUUUUAAAGCGCAAGCAGACAACUUAUUGGCUGAAAUUCGUGAUUGAACAGCGUAAUGGCGUUAGAAAAACCACACCAUCUGCUCUUGGCCACGGGCUCGUUCUCUCUUUGGAGAAAUGACCACUCGAUUUACGGGCCCAAAGGAACUGCAUCGCCCAUUGCGUUACCCUACCUUACCGUCCUUGUGUCUAUUCCCAG
Messenger RNA from Scophthalmus maximus (turbot), 2793 nucleotides. It is a transcript of the gene ctxn2, whose product is annotated as cortexin 2. The record is from RefSeq and is a predicted model, not a curated record. The transcript is spliced from 2 exons. NCBI's taxonomy places the organism in Eukaryota, Metazoa, Chordata, Actinopteri, Pleuronectiformes, Scophthalmidae. The coding region runs from base 466 to 711 and encodes 81 amino acids.